AGCUUCUUCCCUUGGGGAGAGGGAGUAAGAGAAGAUGUAGAUGGGACGUGGAAAGGAGGGAUCCUCCUCUUUACAUCCAGUUCUUCUAGGCCGUUCUACAUCUUCCCUCUUGUACCCAUACACCGAAGUUGGGCUGGCGCACAUGAGGCAUGGAUUUCAGUGGAGAAGCUCCCCCAGGUUUAUGGAGAACGCAGGAUCCCCUCCUCCUUGAGAAGAAUUUCCUUUCGAGGGAGGGUGGACGUGCAUUGGUACUAUCACACGGCACCCAUACUAUGGGUUCUAGAUAGGAACAUGGCGGGAUUGCCACCUUUCAGCCAAGGGAGCUUCUUCCCUCGGGGAGAGGGAGUAAGAGAAGAUGUAGAUGGGACAUGGAAAGGAGGGAUCCUCCUCUUUACAUCCAGUUCUUCUAGGCCGUUCUACAUCCUCCCUCUUGUACCCAUACACCGAAGUUGGGCUGGCGCACAUGAGGCAUGGAUUUCAGUGGAGAAGCUCCCCCAGGUUUAUGGAGAACGCAGGAUCCCCUCCUCCUUGAGAAGAAUUUCCUUUCGAGGGAGGGUGGACGUGCAUUGGUACUAUCACACGGCACCCAUACUAUGGGUUCUAGAUAGGAACAUGGCGGGAUUGCCACCUUUCAGCCAAGAGGAAUUGAAAUUGCGUCGAGAAGACAGAGAUGAUGCGAGCGGGAAUGAGGGUCAUCGUCAUGAAAAGUGUUCUGGAGAUGGCGACGCGAUGACUCCCACGAAGGGACCUGAUAACGAUUAGUGAAUAGAGAUGGAGUUACCACCCUGAAGGCCUACAGUGUGAAGUUAUACGAAAGGCUAUGUAUUGCGCAC
This is a messenger RNA of Darwinula stevensoni, 833 nucleotides long. The record is from the annotation of a GenBank genome assembly. NCBI's taxonomy places the organism in Eukaryota, Metazoa, Arthropoda, Ostracoda, Podocopida, Darwinulidae.